Messenger RNA from Poeciliopsis prolifica (blackstripe livebearer), 1399 nucleotides. RefSeq names its product leucine-rich repeat-containing protein 34-like. Lineage: Eukaryota; Metazoa; Chordata; Actinopteri; Cyprinodontiformes; Poeciliidae. The record is from RefSeq and is a predicted model, not a curated record. Gene Ontology annotation, molecular function: protein binding. The transcript has 10 exons. Bases 15 to 1331 code for a protein of 438 amino acids.
UCUACCUUGUUGCCAUGACCAUGGCGUUUCUGGCCAAAGUGAUCGCCUCUGAGACUAUAUCCGAGUGUUACAAAGCGAUUUGUGACAAUGAAGGUGUUACUAUAAACCCGUUUGUUUUAGAAAACUUAGAGAGAACAACGGCGACAAGGAGUUUCACCUUGAAUCUAGCAGGAAACAGGAAGCAGAAAGGCUUCCCGAGACUUACUGACAAUGACGCCCUCGCUCUGUCAAAAUGUCUCCUGAACUAUCCGACCCUUACAGGUCUGGAUAUGGGGUACCACAACAUCAGUGAUGAAGGAGCAGCUUACCUGGCCAAGCUUCUAGAGGCGCAGGACAUGAUGCUGCGAUCUCUGGACCUCACCUUCAACAACAUUGAGACGAAUGGAGCCGAGGUUCUCGCCAGCAGCCUGCAGGGUAACAGCAGCUUGCUCUCUCUCAGGCUAUCGGGGAAUAAGAUCGGUAGAAAUGGAGGCCUGAAAUUGGCCGGCAUGCUGCGGGUGAACAUGACGCUGCAGGAGCUGGAGCUGGGCGAGUGCGACCUGGAAAUGCACAGCAUGAUUGACCUCAGCACCGCUCUGAAGAACAACACCACCCUCCGGUCUGUGGACAUGAGCCGGGCGCUGCUCUUCAGCCUCCUGGAAGAGUGGGCUGUUCACUUCUCGAAGAUGCUUCCAGUGAACAGCACCCUGGUGGAGCUCCAUCUAGGUAAGAUGGGCCUGACAGACACGGGCAUGGAGAGGCUGUCUGAAGGCCUGAAGCUGAACCACAGACUGCGGUACCUGGACCUACGCUGCAACCUUGUGAGCCGGGAUGGCGCCCUGCAUCUCUCCAAAGUCUUGAAAGAAAACUGCCCUCUGGAGGUCAUUGAUCUGUCGUCCAAUCGGAUCGAAGACCCUGGCGCAGAGUAUCUGAGCGAAGCCAUCUGCUGCGAGGGCUCCGUCCUCAGAGAGCUUUCUGUCUGCAGAAACAACAUCGGUACCCGCGGCCUGCUGUCCUUGGCCCAGGCUCUGAACGACAGCUCCACUCUGACCCACAUCUACAUCUGGGGGAACCACCUGGAGGAGCCGGUCUGCCAGGCCUUCAGGGAGCUGCUCAGCAUCGGCCGCCUGACGCCUGAGCAGACCGACGUCAGGCCCUACGAGGUGGACGGCCAUGUUUUCCUCGCCGAACUCUUCCAUCGUUUGAGGAAACACCUUUUCUUUAUAGACGAUAACGAGCAGGACGCAGGUUCAUCCCCCACAACAGCAGCAAUCAAACACUCAGUGAAACAAUUUCAUCAGAGGAAAUGGGAGCAUAUUUACAUCCAAAAAGGUCGAAAUGUAAAAGAAUGAAAUAAAAGACAAUAAAGUUAAAUAAUUGUGAAUUUAUUUUCUUGUGCAACGUGAGAAUAAUUGUUGAC